AUGCCGUUAGCCCAUAACCUCAACAAGGUGAGUAAAAACUUAUCCAAAUCCACCGGAUCAAUGCACAUAAAGGGCCGUAAAUUCAAACAAUUGAAUCGAGCAACAGUCCGAGAUAAGAAACUCAAACUACAAAAAGUCGAAAGCAUCGAGCGUAAACUGAAUGAGUUACUCAUUGUAUCCUUUUUCCAAGAACAGAUCGUCAAUGACGACCAAGUUGAUAAAUCAAGUUAUACCUUGUCUGAAAUACAAGCUUUGAUUCAACAAUUUAUAGAUCAGGAUCGUCAACAGUUGGAUGAAGCAAAACUGGAGCAUCGAAAGGGAAGACCUAUUUCUAAUAAGCAGAAGUUGCUCACCGAAAAAGUCAAGCAUGAGGAACACCUAUUUGCAACUGGGUAUAAAGUCCCCGAUCUAAGUCAUGAGGAAACGGUGACUAGAUUGAGAAAUUGGAAUGGAACUACAGGGGCCACUACGGGGUUCAAGUUUAUCAAUAUUUCCAAAGAUAUGAAGCAGUUCCCAACCGCGGAGGUGGAGAUGAAAGAGUAG
Molecule: messenger RNA, 543 nt
Organism: Lodderomyces theae
Lineage: Eukaryota; Fungi; Ascomycota; Pichiomycetes; Serinales; Debaryomycetaceae
Exons: 1
Coding region: 1-543 (180 amino acids)
Cellular component (GO): nucleus
Source: RefSeq, a predicted model, not a curated record